AUGGACAAUCUAGCUCCCCAGCAACAUAAAGAGAAUCUUCAUCUCUCACCAGAAGAAAUCUUGUCCGACAAACUCUUAGAUCCUAGAAAAGUCAUCAACCGCGAAGAUAUUAUCCUCCUGAUCUGCAAGUACAAUAUGUACUCAAUAUUCAACAUGGACUUAGACAAUGUUAUAGAGAUCAGGAAGCCUACUGCACAAGACCUGGAAAUUAUACGAGAUCUUCAAAAUCGUGAGCUACAAACCUUCGCAGAACGGGCACAUUUGAUACUUGCGGAGCUGGGCGGCCAAAGAAAAGAGAUGCGACUCGAGGAAGGGGUUCCAAUGCGUGGGUCGGGACAACAACAACUGCGGAUCCUGUACAACGCUGGAAAAUAUAACGGAGCUCAAGCACCAUCUUGGCUAGGGCUAGAGGGAUUCGAAGAACGCACGAGAGAAUGGCUUGAAAAUUGCGACCUCGCAACCGGGCAAGAGGCCAAUGCAUCGGGGACAGAUUCAAUGAUAGCUAACAGCAUCCAAGUCUCCAAAGACCACUUGUUAUCCACGUUGGAACUAUACAGUAAUUAUCUAGAGGAUGAGAAGCACGAGGUCGAUCAGUCGGUGGCGGAGGCAGCGAAGAAGUUAGUUGUACAGGCUAAGGGUAAGGGAAAGAUGCAUCAGUAUGAUGAGCAGGCCGAAUUCGCUACUCUUUUGAAGCAAUUUGCCAAAGAGAAGCAUAUUUUCGAGACUCUGGUAGACCAGGUUGUGCAUGACAUUGACUGCUAUGCAAGGCAAUGUUUCGCUGCUGGUGUUGAAAUCGAUGAAGCGGUAGUGAGAGAGGUAAAGAGACUCCUUACGUCAGUUGGGAGGAAAGAUAGUACUAAAGAAACAUCACCCGUUGAUGAGAUGGAGCUGAGUGUUACAGAGCUGGAUGAGCAAUCUCUGGAGGGGAUAAUUGAUGCAGCUAUUAGUAGGCCAAGAAAGCGCCUAAAGCGUUAGGCGGAGGGAAACGGGGGUUUCUCUUAUGCAAGUACAAAGAAACACUUCGAUGGAGUGUGUGAGUAAGCCAAUGUAAGAUAGAAG
Molecule: messenger RNA, 1059 nt
Organism: Amorphotheca resinae ATCC 22711
Lineage: Eukaryota; Fungi; Ascomycota; Leotiomycetes; Helotiales; Amorphothecaceae
Exons: 1
Coding region: 1-975 (324 amino acids)
Source: RefSeq, a predicted model, not a curated record